Lates calcarifer (barramundi perch) is the source of this 2076-nucleotide messenger RNA. RefSeq names its product GTPase IMAP family member 7-like. NCBI's taxonomy places the organism in Eukaryota, Metazoa, Chordata, Actinopteri, Centropomidae. The coding region runs from base 122 to 1306 and encodes 394 amino acids. The record is from RefSeq and is a predicted model, not a curated record. The transcript is spliced from 3 exons. Gene Ontology annotation, molecular function: GTP binding.
AAAUUGUCACUAGUUAUGCAUUGUAGUACAGUGCUGCAAUGAUUUGAAAGACACAAAGACAAAAUCAGAGGCAGAGCAAUUUCAACAGCAGUUUCAACCAUCUGAUCUCUUCUGUAACAUCAUGGAAGGAUUAACAGUACGAUUCUCACAACUAAAGGAUAAGGCAGGUGAAGUGGUCCUACAACCUGGAAGAGAUGACAAACCACAGAGCAGCAUGUCAGACAUGAGGAUUGCUGUACUGGGAAAAACUGGAGCUGGGAAAAGCAGUCUGUGCAACACCAUGUCUGGAAGAGAUGUGUUCAAGAUAAACCAUACUGCAAACUCUGAAACAACACAAUGUCAGAGGAUAAGCAGAUCUGUUAAUGGACGAAGCAUCACUUUGAUCGACACGCCUGGUUUUUUUGACACAGGAAGGCCUAGGGAGGAGAUGAGGUCUGAGAUAGUGAGGUGUAUCACAGAGUGUGCUCCUGGGCCUCAUGCUUUUCUAAUUGUGCUCAAACUGGAAAAAUUCACGGAGCAUGAGAACCAAGUUAUUGCCAGAAUAAAGCAGGAUUUUUCUGAGGAAGCUUUGAAAUACGCUGCAGUUGUCUUCACUCAUGGUGACCAGCUCCCUGAAGGAAUGAAGAUUGAGGAAUUUUUCCGAGAGAAUAAAGGUCUCUGUGAUCUCUUGGAGAAGUGUGGGAACCGGUAUCAUGUCAUUGACAAUAAAUACUGGAAGAACCAGCAGGAUGAAUACAGGAGCAACAAGUUCCAGGUGGCAGAGUUGCUCAACACCAUAGAUAAGAUAACUGAGCAAAACAAAGGAGGCUGCUACACUAAUGAGAUGCUGCAAGCAGUGGAGAGAAAAAUACAACAAGAGGAGAAGAACAUCAGACUAUCAUCAGCGAACAUGUCGGGGGAAGAGAUCAGACAGAAGGCGAAGAGAAAUGUCUCAGAUCGUCUUAAGAAAGCAGCUGGUAUUACCACAGGAGCACUGUUGGGAGCUUUGCUUGGUGUGCCAGUGAUGAUUUCAUGUGUUGUCGCAGCCAUGACAGGAGUGGCAGCAGCAGCAGCAGUGGAGACAGCAGUGACAGCAGGAGGAGCUAUAACAGCUGGAAUUGGGUUAGGUAUAGGUGCAGUAUUUACUGCAGUAGGAGGAGCAGUAGUAGGAGGCUGUAUAGGAGGUGAUGAAGCUGAUCAAGCAGGCUCAGCAAGAGAGGCAGCAGAGAACACAGUUAAGGCUGUCUGGGACACUGCUAAAAGCUUGGUUAAUAACAAAAAGCAACAGCUAAGUGUGGAGGAACAGCUUUGUCUGAAAAACAAAUAGACAGCAUUUGGGAUUUGUGCUAUUGGUACAUCAAAGAAACACACAUCUCUCAUCAUUUAAGGCAAAAUCAGUUUAAAUCACACUGCAAAAAAGAUUACAGCAGAGGCUGCCAACUUUACAGGAAAUAUACAGGUUUUUCCGGGGGGGGGGGGGUGCAGACAUUAGUUGCUGCGUGUCCUACUGCAGUGUUCCUGCACAAAAGCAGCUCUAGCACACAUUUGAUUUCCAUUAGCAUUCCAUCAAGGGUCACUGAUUUUUCUGUAUAUGUGGUACUGAUAACCACAGAAAAGAUUCCCUUAGCUUUCCUGUUUCCAGAAUGUUCCUUUUUAAAUAUAAAGCAUUAUUCCUAGAGAUUUUUAUGUAAAAAGAUUUUUGAAUGUAACUAUUCUUCAGCUUUUUGCUAAUAAUACAAGGUUUAUGUUCUAGUAAAGCAUUAGGCUCUUAUUCUUAUCUAACAAUCUGUCAUUUAUUUUUUCUAACAAAACAAUGGUAAUCUUUUUAUUGUAAAAUUAUAAUAAGAAUAAUAUCUUUAUUGUCAUUGUCACAUGUACAAUGAAAUUAAAAGUGCCAUCCAGUCAAUGCAUCAUUCCUAAAGUAGAAUCUAAAUAAAUCAAAGAGAAACAGUAAAUAAAAUAAAUAAAAACAAAAACAAACACAAAUACAAACACACAAACACAUUAUCCAUAUUAUCCAUUCUGUUCUUAUUGCAUAAUUCUUAUUGCACCUCAGGUUAUGGUUUUUUUUUUGUAUUGAGUGUGAAUUCUUCAACA